Micropterus dolomieu (smallmouth bass) is the source of this 490-nucleotide messenger RNA. RefSeq lists its product as uncharacterized. The coding region runs from base 77 to 490 and encodes 137 amino acids. Lineage: Eukaryota; Metazoa; Chordata; Actinopteri; Centrarchiformes; Centrarchidae. The record is from RefSeq and is a predicted model, not a curated record. The transcript has a single exon.
CGCUGAGCCCGGAGAGCACGAAGGGUAGGCUUCAGGGGGUCAGAGUGACAAGAGUGGCCGGGAAAAGGUGGACCGGAUGACAACCAGAACCUCUGAGGCCUCGGGGCUGUCGGUGCCGCUGCACCGCUGUCACGGGGUUCUCCAGGCCAAUAACGGCACCUGCGUGGAGCAGCUCAGCAUCUUUCCGCCGUUCUCCUCCACCCUCGCGCUCCUCGUGCUGGUGGCCGUGCUCGUGGGGAUCGUCCUCGUUUCCCUGGCAACGUUCCACUUCCACAAGAGGAAGCUCCGGAACAGGAAGAUCCAGCGCGCGCAGGAGGAAUACGAGCGCGACCGUCGCAGCCCCGCGCGCGCCGGGGCGAGCGGGGAGCCUGUGAGGCCGUGCGUCAUCGUCCGGCCGGUGAGAUGCGGGGAGAAGCUGUCGUGCGGGGACGCCACCGAAGCGGCGGGGGACAACCAGGCGCUGCACGAGACAGUUCCCCUUGACUGUUAA